CGCUGACCGCUACCCCUGUGUCCCUCCGGCCAGGUCCGCACUGCCCAGCCRGGGCUACCGGCCGAGCGCCAGGCCUCCAGCCAGAUGACCGCUCGGGCCUACCGCAGCCAGGACAAUUCGGGCAACUUCCUGCACCUGGGAGUGACCGCUACCGAGGUGCAGCCGGGGGACAACGUAGCGGUCAGUUUCCACCUCCGGACCAACAACAACAACGUCCGAGACUCCGUCCCCUACUUCACCUACCUGAUCAUGAGCAAGGGCCGCAUCCUCCGGGCCGGCCGUCAGCGGCGCGAGCGUGGCCAGAGCGUGGUCAUCAUGACCCUGCCGGUCAGCGCCGAGCUGAUCCCGUCCUUCCGCGUGGUGGCCUUCUACCAUGUCCAGCCGGCCGAAAUCGUGGCCGACGCCAUCUGGGUGGACGUCAAGGACACCUGCAUGGGCUCCGUGA
Messenger RNA from Malurus melanocephalus (red-backed fairy wren), 445 nucleotides. RefSeq names its product venom factor-like. The transcript has 2 exons. NCBI's taxonomy places the organism in Eukaryota, Metazoa, Chordata, Aves, Passeriformes, Maluridae. The annotation marks the transcript as partial. The record is from RefSeq and is a predicted model, not a curated record.